Molecule: messenger RNA, 4471 nt
Organism: Ostrinia nubilalis (European corn borer)
Lineage: Eukaryota; Metazoa; Arthropoda; Insecta; Lepidoptera; Crambidae
Product: putative Dol-P-Glc:Glc(2)Man(9)GlcNAc(2)-PP-Dol alpha-1,2-glucosyltransferase
Exons: 2
Coding region: 177-1637 (486 amino acids)
Biological process (GO): protein N-linked glycosylation; dolichol-linked oligosaccharide biosynthetic process
Cellular component (GO): endoplasmic reticulum
Molecular function (GO): dolichyl pyrophosphate Glc2Man9GlcNAc2 alpha-1,2-glucosyltransferase activity
Source: RefSeq, a predicted model, not a curated record
GCCGCCAUUCUUCUUGUCAGUAAUUUUCGCCCGGCUUGUUGUAUUUUUCUGAAAUGUUAAUGUAAAAUGCGCUCCGAACUGACAUAUUAUGAAUGCAAAUUAGUCUCCCAGUGAUAAGGCUACAGUGUAUGCGAUAACUCCUAUUCCCGAGAUAACCAAUAUCCAACAUUGAAAUCAUGGUCUACAUAUUAGGAGUUUGGUUUCCCAAAAGGCGGCUAGUGUAUCUAGGGGCAUUGAUCCUCUACUUUGCAAUAUCCAAAACAUUGUUCGACAAAAUAUUCGCUACGAGCCACAUAGUCAUUGAUGAGCUCUUCCACAUACCCCAAGGAAAGGUAUUCUGCGCUGGAAAUUACAGCCACUACGAUCCGAAGAUCACCACACCGCCUGGCCUGUACGUCAUCACCACAACACACCUCGGUAACAUGUUUUUCUCAUGCAACAUCUAUAAUCUUCGAUUUGCGAACCUGAUGGGCUCAUGUUUCAACUUCCUAAUCAUCAUGUUCCUUUUAAUAUUAAUUUAUGGACGAGGAAUAGACAUUUAUUUACUCAUGGCUCAAGUGUUCACGUUAAGUACACUCCCACCGCUGUAUUUCUUCUCUUUUGUUUAUUACACUGACGUCUGGUCGCUGACGUUCUUGUUGUUGUAUUCAGCUGUGAGUUCUUUAAAUAAUCGGCAUAUGUGUAUAAUCACGUUUGGUAUAACCGCCAUCGCGAUGCGGCAGACAAAUAUCGCUUGGAUAAUAAUGUUUUUCGGCCAUAAAUGUCUGGAGGUUUUCAUCAAAAGCUCCCGAGUAUUCGGCAACCGAAACUUGACUUCUGUUCAGCUGGGUGAAAACUCUUUGAUUGGACAAGACACAGAUACAUCGAAAUUGAAACGCCAUUAUGAAUUUGAAGACUUCUGGAUUGCUCUCAAAUACCAUUCCGGCACAUAUUUGACGACGUUUUUUAAAUAUGUAACGCUCAGAGAUGCAAAGACACUUGCCAGUCACUUGUUCAUUAUACUAACAUUUGCAACGUUCCUUGUGUUCAACGGUUCCGUUGCUUUUGGUGAUAAGCAAGCGCACGAGGUUACUAUCCACAUACCUCAGCUAUUUUACUUUUUGCUAUUCUACGGAUUCUUUGGCCUACCGUUUGUGGUAUCGAAGGUGCCGGAUACGCUGAGUCUGAUUUUCAGAAACAAAACUAGAGUUUUACUUAUCGCAUUGUUAAUGUUAGCCAUAGUACACGUCAACACUCUAGUUCACCCGUAUUUGCUCGCUGAUAACCGUCACUACACAUUUUACAUCUGGAACCGCUGGUACGGUAAAUACAAUUUUGCCAGAUACGUAAUGGUGCCCAUAUACACGUUCCUUUUGCUGAAUCUGUAUGAGAACUUACGGAAGCAUAACUGCGUUUCAUUAUUGAUUGCAUUCUGUGUGAGCAUUUUUAUAUCGUUGUGUUUCCAAAAGAUGAUUGAGAUCAGAUACUUUUUGGUUCCGUACAUGAUUUGUAGGCUUCGUUUCCGACCACCCACGUACAAGUAUGUAAUUCUAGAGUUCUUGUGGUAUACUAUUAUAAAUGCUGCCUUUUUCUACGUAUUUUUCACUAAAGAAAUUAAAUGGGAGAAUUUUGAACAAAUGCAGAGGAUAAUAUGGUAAUAAUUUACGUUUCUUGUACGAUUAAAUAAUUUAUUAAGAUGUGUAUGUAAAUAACUAAAAUACAUUUAAAAAGAAGACUAAGGCCCAGAACAGACGGUGAAACGCAACUGCAACGAAACUGCAACUGCUAGUUACUUUUGAGUUGCAUCUAAAUUUCUGCCAUAGCGUCCGUCGAGAGACCACACAUGACGCGACCAGUUUGAAUUUCAGUUUCAUUCAUCAGAAUCAUCACAAAGUUACAGUUUCGUUGCAGUUGCGUUUCACCGUCUGUUCUGGGCCUAAAUAUAUAAUAUUCGCGCAGGGAGACUUGAGGCCAUCAACACAAGCAAAGAUUUGUAUAAAGCCAGGUCCAGACCGGUGUAACGCGUAAUGGAAUGUAUCGUGUAUGUAAAUAGGUAGUUUCUUCCACGAAGACGCGCCCCACCAAUUUUUGGGCCGGUGCUGCGGGGAGUUUGAUCCGAGCAAUCCGAGCGUCAUUAUUGUAGUGUGCGUGUGCACUCAUGGAUAAUUUAGCGUGUACAGAUAACACCCAAACAUUAGCGGAAGAAUGGUGGGGCGCGUCUUCGUGGAUGAAACGAUCUGUGUGACUGACAAGCGCUUUCUGUCUCUCUUGCACUCGUUAUAUUUAGCAAGAGCUAGGUAGCUAGUGUAUUCUAUAUUUGAACUUGAAUGUAUGUGUGUUCCUGUAUGCAAAUAUUACGUGAGUGAGUACCAUAAUAUGAAUUCGCCUCAAUUUUCGUUGUGCGAUCUAUAAUUAUGAUGAUUCCAAAGGAUUAAAAUAAUAAAAUCAAAAUAAUAUCUCUGAUUGCAUAUCGGAUGUGUUAUCAGAUAUCAUCUAAGAUAGUUCCACUACAUCCGGAAUUAAAAUAAUAAUUAACAUUUAGCCUAGGCGCAGACCACCAACUUUAAGGCCCAGAACAGACGGUGAAACGCAACUGCAACGAAACUGCAACUGCUAGUUACUUUUGAGUUGCAUCUAAGUUUCUGCCAUAACGUCCGUUGAGAGACCACACAAGACGCGACCAGUUUGAAACUUUCACUUUCAUACAUCAGAAUGAUCAUAAAGUUGCAGUUUCGUUGCAGUUGCGUUUCACCGUCUGUUCUGGGCCUUAGUUGGCCGAUAGUUGGGUCGGGCUGGAGAUGUAUGAAAGUGCGCACAUUACACCGAUUUGAUAUCGCCCGAUUCUUCAUACAAAUUAGAAUCGGGUCCAACUAUCGGCCAACUAAAAGUCGGUGGUCGGCGUCUAGGCUUAAUUUAAGUCGCCAACUAUUUGUUAUGGCAGACAUUUGCAGGAAAGAAAUCUGCGAAACUAUGUUAUUAAAGUUUUCCUAAGUGUGCCAAUUCUAAUGUAAUGAAGUCUUAAUAUAAUACUGCAUUCUUUAUCAAUAUCAAAAACUAAUAACUAUCUUGUAUUCUCAAGGUUAAAUGCACAAUGGUAUACUCCUCACAGACUACACUUUGAGUCGGCCGAUGUUGGGUCGCCUUCCGAUUUGUAUGAAGAAUCGGCCGAUACCAAAUAAAAACUCUAUACUCACCAUCAUCAUCAUUUCAGCCAUAGGACGUCCACUGCUGAACAUAGGCCUCCCCCAAUGCUUUCCAUUUUGAUCGGUUGGUAGCGGCCUGCGUAUGUAUACUCACUCAUAAAAUUCAUUUUAUUUUUGCGAGUAGGCUUAUAAGGCCCAGAACACACGGUGAAACGCAAUUGCAACGAAACUGCAACUGCGACCACACAUGACGCGACCAGUUUGAAACCAUUUUGAAAUGGUCGCGUCAUGUGUGGUCUCUCAACGGACGCUAUGGCAGAAACUUAGAUGCAACUCAAAAGUAACUAGAAGUUGCAGUUUGGUUGCAAUUGCGUUUCACCGUGUGUUCUGGGCCUAAGUAUACGUCCCAGUACUAACCCUACCACUGCUUCGGGACAAUAAAUGGGCCAGUGCUGAGAAGACGCAGCGCAAAAAUCGGUUUAAUGUGCGCACUUCCAUACAUGUUCAUAAUGAUUAAACAGCCCGAUCUUACUAUCGACCGACUAAAGCCUGGUCCGUGAGCACGUAGAAUUUUGUCCAAUGACCCAAAGCUACCCAUCCUUAUCGCUCGCGCGUAAUUAUGUUGCUUUCGCGCUCGCACACUCACUGCGGGCGCCCGUCGCACAGUCGCGACAGCAAUAUAAUUACGCGCGAGCGAUAAGGAUGGGUAGCUUGGGGUCAUUGGACAAAAUUCUACGUGCUCACGGACCAGGCUUUAAAAAUCUGUAGUCAACAGGGUGUUAUUGGAUUAAGUUAUAAUAACAGAUGGAUGUUAUUAGUUAGUAAAAAAUAAUGUUUUAGCUCAAGUCCCUAAGGCUAAUAAAGAAUUGUUAUUUUUGAAUAGGUAUCCCAUAUAUUGGCGUACUUUAAUUUAGUAAAGAAAUUCAAAAUCUUUAGUCUUUAUAAUAUGUAAUUUAUGUAAAAUAUAGAACCUAGAUGUACCCAAAAAUAUUACAUAAUAUAAAACAUUUUAAUAGGUAUGAUGUACCAUUAAACAUGAAAAGAAAACUUCUAAAACAUUACCCACCUUUGCGUUGCGCAGUCGGGUAAAUAUGCCACGAUAUUUUGAACCAGGGAUGUUGUGAAAAUUAAGUUAGAAAGAAUAAAUAAAAUAUUUUUUCCAAAUCUAAAUGUUGUAAUAAACUAUUUAAUUUAUAAAAACAAUGCAUAAAGAGUCAUAUCGAUAAUUUAUUUUGUUGUGAUAUUAUUAUUUAAUUGUAUUGUAUGAAUGAUCUACGAAUGAUUUAAAAUGUAUGUAUUAGUGCAUGAAAUGUGUUAAUAAGUAUGAUAAUAAAUAAUUUCAUGUGAAA